UUCAUACGCGCAUGCGUAUUCAUGUGCUGGACAACAACAAUCCUUGCUGCUGCAGAGUUAAAAUGUUUGCCCACUUGGCCUCUCAUAAUGCAGUCCUUUUUGUUUGUGAACUCGUAAUGAAGUAAAAACAAUAUUUGAGGACAGAUUAAUUAGAAGAUAUGCUAUGAAGCUAACGCGGAAACUUGUUCUUGCUAAGGCUAAGGCCUCCGACUUGGAAAGCGUGAAGAAACUGAACUGCUGGGGGUGCAACCUGACUGACAUUUCAAUUUUCUCUCAAAUGCCAAACAUUGAGGUGCUCGCACUCAGUGUAAACAGCAUCUCAACCCUCUCUCCGUUGGCCGGCUGUCUAUCUGUGGUUGAGCUCUACCUGAGGAGGAACAUGAUUCCCUCUCUAUCUGAGCUCUCACACCUGCGUCCUCUGACACAUCUCAGGGUCCUCUGGUUGGCUGAAAACCCUUGUUGUGGAUCUGACUGCAGCCAGUAUCGGCUCACCGUGCUGCGGUGUCUGCCUCACCUACAGAAGCUCGACAACCAAGUAGUGACAGAGGAUGAGCUUGCAAUGGCUCUCAAGGAGGGUGAAGUGGUGACAACCCCUCCCAGCAGCAUUCAAAACCAGCUCUCCACCAACGGACUUCCAGAUGCAGAGACAGAGAACGACCCACUGAACUACAACAUGGAGGAGACCAAUAAAAUCCGGGAAGAGUUGGGGAUGAAGCCCCUCUCCAGAGACAAGUUCCCCUCUCUUUCUUCUCCCUCAACCAGAGAAAUCAAACCAUCAUUGAAAAAGACACACACUCUUGAUGCAGUUCUGCUGCUGCUGAGGGAUUUGGAUGAAGAGGAGCUUCGCAUUGUAAACACAGUGACUGAAAACAGACUCCAGACUUACACACUGGACUCCGAAACGCUCGACAGCACACAGCAGACACAGAAGACUGCAGACAUCCAACACUGAAACAUUUCACAGCACGCACUCAGGGCCGAACCACGCUUUAUUUCUUUCCACCUUAAAUCCCAAAUGUCCGUUCUUCUUGGAACUCUGAAACAGAAUUCUCAAACACCGGCUUUGUUUAACACCUUUUACCAUAAAACUGCCGAGCACUGCAUGUUAUGUUAAUUGUUUGAGCUCUCUCUCUCUUCUCACGUGUGCAGCUGUGCCGACUCCUUCCCUUGACUUCCUUACUUUCCACUGCAGCAUGCCGACCUGCCUCGCAAGAACAAAAGAUUCUAUGUUUUGCUUAAUGUAAAUCUAUUUCUGUAAUAAAGGGAAUAAAUUGCAAUACAACAAUUCUA
Labrus mixtus (cuckoo wrasse) is the source of this 1290-nucleotide messenger RNA. It is a transcript of the gene cfap410, whose product is annotated as cilia and flagella associated protein 410. Gene Ontology annotation, biological process: cytoskeleton organization; mRNA splicing, via spliceosome. Gene Ontology annotation, cellular component: U4/U6 x U5 tri-snRNP complex. The coding region runs from base 164 to 952 and encodes 262 amino acids. Gene Ontology annotation, molecular function: protein binding. The transcript is spliced from 7 exons. The record is from RefSeq and is a predicted model, not a curated record. NCBI's taxonomy places the organism in Eukaryota, Metazoa, Chordata, Actinopteri, Labriformes, Labridae.